AUGGAGAAACACAAAGCCUCAUGUGACACAUCUACAGAUCUCCCUGACAUACCUCAGCGGGCACUAUGUGAACUCACUGUGGCAGACCGAUUGGCCAUUUAUGAUCAUGUAAUACAAGAAGCCAGUCAGCAGAGUGCAAAGAGAGAAUCCAACAAUAAGGAUCUUUAUGUAAUGUGGGAGGUGAUUGACAUCCAUUCUGGAGAACUAGGCAGGAUUUGGCAGGAAGUAAAGGAUGAGGAGUUCAAAGCAUCACAGCAGCCAUGCCACAGAGGGGCAUCUGAGAAAGCCCGCUCCGCAUCUGUUGAGUCACGUGAGUCUCGUGUCAGCUCCCGAGACAAGCAUGGGCACAAACGGCACCGCAAACACAGUCAAAGUCGGAGUCGAGAGAGGAAAAACAUGUGUAGGAGAGAUUCACACUCUCCAGAUGUGGAGAGAUAUCAUAAGAAAAAGAAGAAGAAAAAGAAGUCUUGA
Messenger RNA from Carassius carassius (crucian carp), 471 nucleotides. RefSeq names its product SR-related and CTD-associated factor 8-like. The record is from RefSeq and is a predicted model, not a curated record. NCBI's taxonomy places the organism in Eukaryota, Metazoa, Chordata, Actinopteri, Cypriniformes, Cyprinidae. The transcript has 5 exons. Bases 1 to 471 code for a protein of 156 amino acids.